Molecule: messenger RNA, 1505 nt
Organism: Danaus plexippus (monarch butterfly)
Lineage: Eukaryota; Metazoa; Arthropoda; Insecta; Lepidoptera; Nymphalidae
Product: insulin-like growth factor-binding protein complex acid labile subunit
Exons: 2
Coding region: 166-1434 (422 amino acids)
Molecular function (GO): protein binding
Source: RefSeq, a predicted model, not a curated record
AUAAGUAUACAACAGACAGUUGCCGUUUCGUCCAGUACUUGCUCCGCCUCCGCACGGACUGUUGGGGAGUAAAAUAUUAUAAGGUUUUAGACAAAGACAGAAUCGUAUGUGUUUUUUAACAUAGAGUUUUGGUUAUACACGAAUAAAGUAUUGGCGCUGUGAGAGAUGGAACUUACUAAAUAUUUUUGGUUUUGUCUAACAUGGUCCCUCAUAAAAGCGGCACCACAAUGUAAAUAUAAAGCUGAUAAACAAACAGAAUUAGUUUGCACAUCUUCAGAGGAAGAUUUCAUCUUAACGAGAGGACUCGUCUCCGAUAACAAUAGGACGAGCGCUGUCACUCUCAGAGGCUGUAGAGUAUCUGGUGUGGAGUAUGAGGCAUUCGAGAAUAUGGCUUCGCUGAAAUAUAUUGACCUCUCACAGAACAAUAUAUCCGAACUGAAGCUAGGUGUUUUGGACGACAUUAAAACGGUCACACACUUAAAUUUAUCACGCAAUUCGUUAUCAAAGUUUCCGCUUGGCUUAUUUGACCAAUUGCCGGAUCUUUCUACGCUCGAUCUGACCAAUAACCUGUUGGAGAAUAUUGAAUUAGGUGUGUUUGACCCUUUGGAAAAAUUAAAACAUCUCAGUUUAUCCAACAAUCUGCUGCGCGGUGAUAAUAUAAAUCCAUAUAUAUUUGAUAGGAAUUUCCAUUUGAUGUAUUUGGAUUUGUCCAGGAACCGUUUGACUUCUGCCCCCUCUCAUCUCCUGAACGCGCUCCAAGUUCUGGAAACCCUGGUAUUGGAUAAGUGUCUGCUCAAUGAUGUGCCGCUGUUUGUUAUGAAAAAUAACCUGAAAUCUCUAAAGACACUUUCCCUGGCGAGCAAUCAUGUUAGCAAAAUUGACGACCCAUUGAUGUUUCUUAAUGUAGAUAACCUUGAACAUUUGAACUUGGCAGAUAAUAAUAUUGCAACAAUAGAGGGAAGCGUCUUCAAAACGCUAAAAAAACUGAAGUCGAUUACUCUACGAGGUAAUAAACUGACAGCAUUACCAGCAGAGCUGUUCCAGGACAUGAAGGAUCUAGCAAACAUCGACUUAUCGCAUAAUACAAUUUCGACCAUCAACGUCAACAGCUUCCGUGGGACGUCAGUGAAGAAUUUGAACCUAGCCAACAAUAAGCUGACAUAUUUGACAAGUAACUUCUGUUUGGAGUUGAGGAACUCCGGGGCCAAGUUGACCAAAUUCUACUUCAACCAGAACCCCUGGCAGUGUGCGUGUUUGAGGGAUAUUGUUGAUGAAGUGAAACGACUGGCUAUCGCUUACAACAGCAGACAAUAUGACGGGAGCCAACCCGUGUGCGUCACGACCGAGGAGUUCAGCUGCAAGAGACAUGACAGUUUCAAUAGUGUUUACAUUAAAAUGUUUGAUAACUUAGUUGUGAAUACACAAAACUUAUAGUUUAAUAACUCGCAGUGUUAAGACAAAUGAGGAUAUUUAAGAGGACGUAUUAAAUGAUUCUGUUUAAGCGA